AUGAAAACAGCUAUUUCUAGUAUUUCCAGUAUCUCAAAUAAUUGCAGAGCAACAUGUAAAUCCGAAUAAUCGAUUACUCCCCUGAGAGUACCUUGCAAUGGUGGUUCUCAAUAAAAUUGUCUAUCCAAAAAAUCUUAUCAUUGUGAAAAUCUAAUUGAAUCUGUCCUAAUUGAGUAUAAAUAAUUGUGCUCAUGGGUCAUUCGUGAAAUCACACAAAAAUUAGAUUAAAAUCAAGCAAUCUCUAAAAUCAAUACACAAUUGUUCUAAUUUGAAAGAUUUCUCUCUAAGAAAUUGGAUAGUUAUGCAUAAGAAGUAUCAGUUCUUAAGAUGAUUCAUUCAGAGAAUUAAAACAAAAUAAAAUAAUUAAAUGUUACAAAUGAGGAUCUCAAAGAAAAACUGCAAUAAGUCUCAAACAAUCUCAGUGAUCCCCUCCAAACAUGUACUCCCCUAAAAAAGAAACAAAACUAUUCAAUCGAAUUAAUAACCAAACAACCCUUGAGAAAUAAAAGCUAUUCAUUAUAAGUUCCAGGACAUGAUAAAGAGAAUAUUGGUGUAUAUAUGACAAAGAAGGUUUCACUUAAACCUAAAUUUAAAAUCUGA
Paramecium tetraurelia is the source of this 600-nucleotide messenger RNA. RefSeq lists its product as uncharacterized. NCBI's taxonomy places the organism in Eukaryota, Ciliophora, Oligohymenophorea, Peniculida, Parameciidae. The transcript is spliced from 2 exons. The record is from RefSeq and is a predicted model, not a curated record.